Messenger RNA from Pocillopora verrucosa, 2586 nucleotides. Lineage: Eukaryota; Metazoa; Cnidaria; Anthozoa; Scleractinia; Pocilloporidae. The record is from RefSeq and is a predicted model, not a curated record.
AUGAUUUGUCAUUUAAAAUUUAUCAUAACAUGGAUUUUACUUUUACCUCGACUCUCAGAUGGCGGAAGUGUCACAUGGUUUGAACCUCCUCCACCUAGGACAACUUCAGAUCCAAACGAAGUACUCCCCACUAUUAGUUUAAAUUUGUAUGAAAGAUCUCCUGCUACACUGAAAUGGAGCUACAAUUUUACGGCAGUUUCAAUAAUUCUGGCUGUCUUAAAAUUCAAUGGUGCUGGUAUAGUCAACUAUCAAAAUGGACGAGUUGGUGUUGUCAGCAAUCAAUUUCGGGAACGGUUCAGUGGAAGCUUCACUCCACAAAGUGCUUCUCUGGUUAUCUCUCCCGUGACUGCUGCUGACGAUAAGGCUAACGGAACAUUUACCUGUGAGUUAAUUGCUUCCAAUUCUGAUGUUUGGGUACGCGCAAUUCAGGUGCAAGUGCUAGUUCCAAUAAAUAUCACUGGGAUUAGAGGUGAACCAACUGUUCUUGAAGGUGAUAACUUGCAGUUAAACUGUGAAGCAUCGAGUCGAAUAGAACCAAACAUCACUUGGACCAAAGAGAAGCCUGGGAACCAGGGAAAUACUGUUGUGGUGCAAAAAGGAAAGGUGCUGAAUAUAACAAACAUCAACAGGACUGAUGCUGGAAAUUAUACCUGUACAGUAUACAAUGUCGUUGGUAAACCAGAGAGCCGAACAGUUUAUGUGAAUGUUACUUAUCCAGCCACAAUUGUUAAAUUUCAAACUGAGUAUAUUGUUGGUGUACAACAAAGUGUAACUCUUAACUGUGAAGCAGAAGGAAACCCUCCACCUACUUACACUUGGAUUCCAUGUAAUGAGCCAGAACAACUUUGUAACAAAGAAACUCUUGAUAUUUCACAAGUGCCCAACGAUGCCAGCUAUACCUGCAGAGUUGUCAAUGUACAUGGAACUGAUACAAAAACUGCAAUCAUUUACAUUGCAGGAAAUGUGAUUAACAUAACCAUUAUCAUCACAAGUGAAAACUGCACAGACAAGAAAUACAAUAAAUUCUUGUUACUGAGGAAAUUGGAAGAAGAGAUUAAAAGAGCAUUUGCUGGUAAACUUGAUUAUGAAAGAGUGCAAUCAAUGAGUGUUAGGUGUGGAAGUAUAACUGUUGACCUUGCACUGAAAUUCAACUCCAUUACAAAGGAACAAGAUGUUAUCACAACACUUAAUGACGCCUUGAAAGAUGGAAAGCUGGGAGAGUUCAGUGUGGGUUCUAUAAAAUGGAAAAGACCUAAUGUGGAACCAACAGGUGGAGGUGCCACAUCACCACCUGAAGGAUGCUCUGGGGAGCUGCCAAGUGGGACAAAAGGAGGUACUGUAUGUAUUAUUGUUGGUGCAGUGUUUGGAUCAGUUGCUACACUGGCUGUUGCUGGAAUAUUAGUUUGGUGGACAUGGAGGAAAAAGAGACGCAACACGAAAGGUACUGAAGAGGUUGCGAUGAGCAGAAGAACAUUCGGAAAUUCAAACAAUGAAAGAAGAGAAAGUACAAAUAUUCCAGUAGAAUUGCCUAAACCUUCUCAAAGCCAUUACAUGGCACUGGAAGACAGAGCUCGUUCACAAGUGACAGCAGAUGCCAGUCCACUCAGCAAUAAACAAAUCAGCGAGUACACUUCUCUUGAUCCAUACACACGCUCCUGUGAGAUUCCUAGAGAACACGUGACGAUAAAACAGAUCGUUGGAAAAGGUGCUUUUAGUCUGGUUGCCAAGGCAACAGCCGAUAACCUUCAAGGGAGAACCAAGAAGACGCUCGUAGCUGUUAAAAUGUUGUCAGAAAAUGCUUCUGAAUCAGAGAAAAAGAAUUUGCUAUCUGAACUUGAAUUGAUGAAACAACUUAAACCUCAUCCUUACGUCAUCAAACUCCUGGGAUGCGUUACCAAAUCUGAGCCACUGUUGGUUUUGAUCGAAUAUGUUCCCUUUGGGGAUCUGCUGGGUUACUUGAGAAAGAGCCGUGGAUUAAGUGAUACUUACUACAAAGACCCGGAUAUUAAACCACAAACAAAUCUGACUUCUCAGCAGCUGAUAAAGUUUGCUUGGGAAAUUGCCGAUGGAAUGUCCUAUUUGUCAUCAAUACCAGUUAUCCAUCGAGAUCUUUCAGCUCGUAAUGUGUUGGUUGGAGAAGGGGAAACGUGCAAAGUGACAGACUUUGGAAUGGCCAGAGAUGUUCAGGAGGACAAUAUUUACGAAAGAAAAACCAGGGGGCGUCUCCCUGUAAGAUGGACUGCUAUUGAGGCGUUGCUUUACGGAAAGUAUUCUACCAAGAGUGAUGUGUGGAGCUACGGCAUUCUUCUCUAUGAGAUUUUCACAAUUGGUAAGUAUCCGCGAAUGGAUGGAAGAAAAAUUGCAAACUUACUUCAAGGGGGAUACAGAAUGCCUAAACCGCAACAUUUGGAUGAUAAGUUGUAUGAAAUAAUGACGAAAUGUUGGAGAGACGAACCCAACUUAAGACCAUCUUUUGAGAAGUUGAGAAACAAACUCAGAGAGACAGUGCAUCAACUUAAGAGGUUGAUAAACUUAAAAAAUUAUGACCAUGACCUUUACGUGAAUGUCGAAGAUCUAGCCGUGUGA